CGUGUGAAUCGGUAUUUUCGGAGAGAUGGACAUGCAUGGCGGAGGAAAAAGGAUGGAAGAACUGUUGGGGAGGCUCAUGAACGAUUGAAGGACAAGGCAGGUGGCCAAUCAUGUGAGGAGGACCGAAGGUGGAGGGGGAGGUACAUCGGAUGCAUUGGCAACUGGAAGGAGAGGAUGGCAGUAGCAUAUAAAUGGGAGCAGGGAAGAGCUUGGGAGAAAAGGGAGUGCUUGUGCAACAGUGGGGUGGUGGGAUCUUAGAAUGGACCUUCAGUACCGCAAACUGAAAUAUCAUAAGUAGUAAAGAUUGCAAAAUCCAUUCAUUUGAAAUUAUGUCCUAGAUAGCUUGCUCUAUUAACAGUCAUAUCUAUAUUAAUAAUAAAAGGCAUCACUUUAAAGUUGAGCCAUUAACUAUAUCAAUGAUGCAAAGCAUCAUGGAUAUUCGUUGUGCUAAGAAGCAAAGCUGGAUCCUUGCCCUACAAUCAGCCCAGCCCAGUUAAGAUGCAAUUUCACUUUGUUAGGACUUUGUGCUAAUGGCAUGUAACAAUGUUUUACCCUUCAGUAUCAUUUCUUAUCACUUUUAUGAAGAACAAGGUGAAUUGUGGAGCUCAUGAUAUUUCUUUGCCCACUGUGACCUGUAUCAGUAGCUAAAGUGUUCGGUUACAACAUUGUUAUUAAGAUGUGACACAUUUACUUGUACUUCCAAGUACCAACAAUUUCAUGACACUUCCCUUUCUUUUUCUAUGUUUUUCUCUUCUGUUUUUUUUUUUUUGGAGGGGUGACAUCUCCCUCUCUUACUUUAGAAGUGCAGGCAACUUAAAGUCCCAAAAGUUAUAAAUGUAUUUAACAAAUAAAUCAUAUAGUUCCUGCAUAUAGCUUAUUUCUAGUAUAAUAUACAUGUUGCUUGGGAAAAAAAUGUGUGUUAAAUGUACCCAUUGACUAGUCUAGCCAAAGAACUUUGGCUAUUGGAUGCACACCCUUUUUUCAUCUGAACUUCAGAAUUGAAUUGUUAACCAGCGUCUUUGAGCACUUCAUUUUAUACAAGUAUAUGACAUAUUCUUACGUUCACAGGUUGGAAAUGUUGAUGCUCUGAGUUGUUAUUAUGCCCACGGAGAGCAAAAUCCAUGUUUUCAGAGGCGAUGUUUCUGGAUGCUGGAACCUGCAUAUGAACACAUUGUGCUGGUACAAUAUAGAGAAGUAGGAGCAGCUGAGGGUAGAUAUAAUUCAGCAUCGUUAUUGAAUGGGCCAGCAGAAUCUCUUUCAGUCUUGAGUCAUCCAAAUGCUGCAUAUGGAAACCAAUAUCUUGGUUCCACUUCUGGUGUUAGUGAUGGUAGUGAAUCCCGUCAGAGUUAUUCUAAUUUGAGCUCUGUAACAGAGGUAAGUUCCUAUUCUGCGAACAAUGAGUACAACAAUGACACUGGUAUUCUGCAAAGCAUUCCGGAGCUUGGCCAGUCAAUUGCAGUGGGUGGACCGGCAUGUGGCCAGAGUAGCCUGGAGCAAAAUAUUGAAGUUUGCCGGGUAGAUAAUGGUAAUCCAACCAAUAAAUCUGGGCUCAACCGAGCUUUGAAGCAGAUUGUUGAGCAAUUAAGCUUGGGUGAUGAUGAAGAUGAUGACUACAUUUACGUAAACCAAAUACAGCCUUUUGACUUUAUUACAAAUAUUGAAGCUCCAGAUAGGCAGCGUGGUCAUGCAAGCACAAAUGUUUCAGGUGACGACCAAGCAAAACAAAUUCGAGCAGAGGAAAUGCAAAAUGGUUUAGGUAGGGGAAUAUCAUCAUCAUGGGAAGAUGUGUUGCAAUCCAGUUCAGGUUUUCCAGCUCCGUCUAUAUACCAGUCAGGUGCCCACUAUCCACAAAAUUCAGAAUAUCAGCCACUAGGAAGUCUGUACAAUAGUGAUAUGCAGCAAAUUUCGGCUGCUAAAAGAUUUCUUUUAGGACCAGAAGAUAUUGAUUCACCAUCUUAUAACUAUGUGACUAGAGAAGAAGUAAACAAUGGCGAUUAUACCCUUUCAGCUCAUGAAAAUAGUCUUCAGAGCAGUCUGAACCCAGAUUGGAAAAGGACAGCGCCUCUAACACUUCAAAGCACUUCGCAUGGCUCUGAAAUAUCUGGGUUAUUAUUUGACCAUCAUCAGUUUGAAUCAUUGUCCUCUGGUGAAAAUACAAGACUGACCUUGGGUCAAAAGCAGCGGUUUAGCAUCCGUGAGGUGUCUCCGGACUGGGCGUAUUGCUAUGAGAUCACCAAGGUCAUCAUUACUGGAGAUUUCUUGUUUGAUCCAUCAAGCUCCUGUUGGGCAGUAAUGUUUGGUGAUAGUGAGGUUCCUGUUGAAAUUGUUCAGCCAGGUGUUCUACGCUGCCACACACCAUUACAUAGUAGCGGGAAACUAACAAUCUGUGUUACCUCUGGAAAUAGAGAAAUUUGCAGUGAAGUCAAAGACUUUGAGUUCCGCACAAAGUCAACAUCUUCUAGUUCCCUAGACAUUCCACCAUCAUCUAGAUCUCUGAAGUCUAUCGAAGAGUUGUUACUUCUUGCAAAAUUUGUAAGAAUGCUAUUGUGUGAGAAUGGAAGUCAUGUCAAUUCAAAUAGUGAUCCUCAGUCUGGACAGUGUCCAAAACUUAAGAUGAAUGAUGAGCACUGGCAGCGGUUGAUAGAUGAACUCAAAGGAGGAUGUGAGAAUCCAUUAAAUGUAACUGAUUGGAUUAUGGAGCAACUUCUUAAAAGUAAAUUGCAGCAGUGGUUAUCAGUUAGGCUACAAGGAUAUGAUGGCACAGCCUGUUCCCUGUCCAAGCAUGAGCAGGGUAUUAUACACUUGAUCUCUGCACUAGGCUAUGAGUGGGCACUCUCUUCAGUUCUCAGUGCUGGUGUUGGUGUAAAUUUUCGUGAUACAAAUGGAUGGACAGCACUUCAUUGGGCUGCUUGUUUUGGAAGGGAAAAGAUGGUUGCUGCACUUCUUGCUGCUGGUGGAUCCGCUCCAGCAGUCACAGAUCCCACUGCACAAGAUCCAGUGGGAAAAACAGCAGCAUUCCUGGCUUCUGAACGAGGACACAUGGGCCUUGCAGCCUAUCUUUCAGAAGUGUCACUAACUACCUAUCUUGCAUCACUCACUAUAGAAGAGACUGACACUUCAAAAGGAUCAGCUGUGGUUGAAGCGGAGAGAGCAGUAGAGAGCAUAUCUCAGAGGAAUCCCCAGCUGCAUGGUGGUACAGAAGAUGAGCUCUCGUUAAAGGACUCUUUGGCAGCCGUGAGAAAUGCGGCUCAAGCAGCUGCUCGCAUUCAAAAUGCUUUCCGUGCAUUCUCUUUCAGGAAGAGACAACAAAAGACAGCCCGACUUAAGGAUGAAUAUGGGAUGACCCAAGAAGAAAUCGAUGAACUUGCAGCUGCAUCAAGGUCGUAUUACCAAUCUCUUGCUCCAAAUGGUCAGUUUUAUGACAAAGCAGCCGUAUCAAUUCAGAAGAAAUACAAAGGUUGGAAGGGACGCAGACAUUUUCUCAACAUGCGCAGAAAUGCAGUUAAAAUACAGGCUCAUGUUAGAGGCCAUCAAGUGAGAAAGAAAUACAAGACUUUUGUUAGCACGGUAAGUGUGCUAGAGAAAGUGAUACUGAGGUGGCGUCGGAAAGGACAUGGUCUACGUGGCUUCCGAGCUGAGCAAACAGCAAUGACUGAAGCAGGAGAGGAAGAUGGGGAUGAUGAUGAUGACGACUUCAAUGAUGAUGAGGCGGUCAAGAUGUUUCGUCGGCAGAAGGUUGAUGAAUCAGUCAAGGAGGCUAUGUCAAGAGUGUUGUCCAUGGUAGACUCUCCUGAAGCAAGGAUGCAAUACCGUCGAAUGCUUGAGGAAUUUCGACAAGCCACUGCUGAAUAGGGUGCAUCAGAUGAGGUGACAUGAACACUGGACAAUGGUAAUUUAUUGACAGGAAUCGACAACUUCAUGCACUCAAAGAAUUAAUCAGACAAGGAGCGAUCAUGGAGCUGUUGCAAUGAAUUAGGAAAUAGGUAGUCUGCAGCCACCAACACUCGACAGUGAUUUACUAACAGGAAUCGACAGCCUCAUGCACUGAAAGAGUAGCCUGAUAGUGUUCAGUUUGUACAGUCUUUGCCUGAUGGAUCUAUCUAAUGUUCUGAGUAAAUUAUUGUCAUUUAGGAGCAUUAUAUACAGCCUGUAAUUCGAGGGGGGAAUCGAAAAAGAUCAGGCCUGUGUAGUAGGAUUUGGUUACUGCAUAUUGUACUUGACUAGCAGUAUGGAAUAUUGGAAUGUAAACUUGUGUA
Messenger RNA from Oryza brachyantha (malo sina), 4256 nucleotides. Its product is annotated as calmodulin-binding transcription activator 4. The transcript is spliced from 10 exons. Gene Ontology annotation, biological process: regulation of transcription by RNA polymerase II. The coding region runs from base 1147 to 3852 and encodes 901 amino acids. The record is from RefSeq and is a predicted model, not a curated record. NCBI's taxonomy places the organism in Eukaryota, Viridiplantae, Streptophyta, Magnoliopsida, Poales, Poaceae. Gene Ontology annotation, cellular component: nucleus. Gene Ontology annotation, molecular function: protein binding; double-stranded DNA binding; transcription coregulator activity.